Seminavis robusta is the source of this 2704-nucleotide messenger RNA. NCBI's taxonomy places the organism in Eukaryota, Bacillariophyta, Bacillariophyceae, Naviculales, Naviculaceae. The record is from the annotation of a GenBank genome assembly.
GGGUGAUUCUCAUCCCAGAUUGAGUGAAUAGAAUGUUAAAUCGAUGUUCUGCUGGUCACACGGAAGUAUUUUAAAAUAGCUUUUCCUCGCCCCUGCUACAGAAAUGGGGGACUGGAUCGAUCUACCCAAGCCAAGCCAACCGAUGCUAUUCUGCUUGGAUUGACAGGCAGUUGGCUCUUCACUGCUUUCUUUCCACCCUAGCUAGUAGACUUUCACAACAAACACAACCAACUGGCUAAACUGCCCUCUACAAGGACCUCGUUAACCACCACAUCAUAUAUCACACCAAGGCAAUAAUACGCUUCGCUUUGCCCCAUCAGAUUCCAUAGACGGUAUCAUCUAGAGGUAGAACCUAGCUCGUUGGGUAGUAGCGCCAUUAUCCUCAUUAUACCCUUAUCCACCUGAUACCAUUAUCUACCAUUAUCUAUCAAUCACCAGAGCCAUGUCCACCAUGAGCCAUUCCACUGCUACCAUUGCUACAGAGUCUAAUAGAACGAUGAGCAGUAGUAUGAAAGAGAGCGAUUUAUUCUUUGAAGAAUCCCGCGAUUUGCUCUGCAUUUUGACGGGCACCAUGUUAGAAGAGCCAACGGCGACCACAGAAGAGAGAGCCCAAAGUUCCGCCGGGUUGGAUACCAGUGAGAUGGAAGGCAAGCAUGACACUACCACAAGCAAUACUACAAGCACAACAACUACAACAAGUAGACUCCGAUUCCACAAGAUCAACAAGGCGUGGCUACGGAUUCUUGGGUAUCCAUCGAAAGAGGAACUCUUGUCUACUCUUUGCUUUCAAGAUUUGCUGCAUCCGGAAGAUACCCUCGAUCUCACCAAGAUGCUCACGGAUUGUUGGCAAGCUCGACUUAGGUGUUACGAUGGGACUUAUCGAUGGUUCUGUUGGGCUGGAACUACCACUACUAGUACAACACAUACCAAUACAUGUAUGAUGAUCAUGGCCAAUGGCAGAGAUAUUACGUCCCAACGCAAAGUCCAAGAUGCCCUGGAAGCCAAUUCCCGUCGUCUCCAGGAAUCCUUAUCGAUUGCCAAAUUGGGACAAUGGGAACUCGAUUUGACCAAAAACAAACUCCAUUGGUCGGAAGAAUCCUAUCGACUGUUUCAAAUGGAUGAUCCCACUCAUUUUGAUCAUAGCUAUCAAUCCUUUCUCAACAUUAUCCAUCCGGACGAUCGAGAUAUGGUCAAUCAAACGUAUCUCGAACAUCUCGAAUCCCGACAACCCUACGAAGUCGUUCACCGACUUUUAUUGCCCGGAUCGUCCUCCGAUUCAUCCACCCCCAAAUGGGUCAUGGAAAGUUGUCGAUCGGAAUACGACGCCCAUGGCAAUCCGGUUCGGAGUAUUGGAACCGUCCAAGACAUUACCGAACUCAAACAAGCCCAAGUCGAUUUGAAAGCGGCCGCUACCAAAGCCAAAGAAGCCGAUCAACUCAAAUCCGCCUUUCUUGCCAAUAUGAGUCAUGAAAUACGAACUCCCAUGAAUGCCGUCAUUGGAUUUACCGAUCUCAUGCUCGUCGAUGAAACGGCCACCAUUCCCGAAGAACAUCGCGAUUAUCUCGAAACCAUUCAAAACAGUGGCAAAUUGUUAUUGACACUGAUUAAUGAUAUUCUGGAUAUCUCCAAGAUUGAAGCAGGACAAUUGGAAUUGGAAAACAAAGUCUUUUCAUUAGGAGAAAUGCUCAAGACGGUAGAAUACAAUGCCUGUGGUGUACUAUCCAGAAAGGAAGGAAAUGAUAUUUGCUUUAAAACGCCAAAUACCAUUCGCACACAAAAGAACUUUAGUUCUAGUAGUUCCACUACUAGUACGUCGCAGCAAACAUCCUCCAGAGAACCCGUACUCAUCAAGGGCAUUCAAGAUUCCCUUGUCGGGGAUCCCAAUCGAUUGCAGCAAGUCCUCAACAACUUGCUCUCCAAUGCUAUCAAGUUUUGUGACAAGGGUACGGUCGAAUACAGUGUCAAGUUGUUGAUGCGACCUACUGUCGGAGGGAUGCUCGAAUUCAGUGUCUCUGACACGGGCAUUGGGAUCCCACCCGAUCGACAACAAGAUAUCUUUGAACCCUUUCGACAAGCCCACGGCGACAAGGGAGCUUGUACGCUUGGGGGGACUGGACUCGGAUUGGCCAUUGCCCGGAAACUGGUCGAAAAAAUGAAAGGUGAAAUCUCUCUCGAGACUUCCGUAGAACCCGAAGAUCACGGCAGUACAUUUCGAUUCACCAUUCCCUACGCACCGGCCGAAAUCAUUCCGGCGGCUGCGCCCGCAAAAAACGCAAGCGGUGGUGCCGUGGGAUCGGCAUCCAACGUCCCAAAGUUGAUCGGCAACAUCCUACUGGUGGAUGACAAUCGAGUCAAUCUCAAAUUGGCCGAACGAUUCGUGACACGCAUGGGAUGUCAAGCCGAAACGGCCGAAAAUGGUCAUGUCGCCAUUGCCAAGUAUCAAUCCGACUUGGCAUUGCGAUACGAUAUCAUUCUCAUGGACAAGGAAAUGCCCGUCAUGGAUGGCAUCGAAGCGGUACGCGAGAUACGGCAGAUUGAAGCCACGGAGAAUCGGAAACGGAUUCCCAUUAUUGCCGUCACGGCGGCUGCCAUGGCGGGGGACCGAGAAGAGUGUCUCGACGCGGGAUGUGAUGAUUACAUCACCAAGCCUCUCAAUCGGAUAGAAUUGAAUACAAUGUUGGCCAAGUACCUCAAGAGCCGAUAA